AUGUCAACAAUAAUUGUCCCGACCGUCAGUACCCAAACACAAUCGGUCAAAAAUUUCGCUUCCGAGACAACGUCGCAGCCAAUGUCCGCUCUGGUACCCGGAUUUUUCGAUGUAAUUCACAUUUUUUUGAGGGUGCCGCCGCUGUUUGUGAUCGACGAGAUUUUGAGGUUCGAUUCGCGCCUAUCGGACGUCGAAUCGCUGGAAAAUACCACCCGGUUCUUUAACAACACGAUAACUCUCGAUCCGGGCACUUACAAGUUUAUAGUUUUAGGAGGGAUCCGGCUCAUUCUGAGCGCCUUAGGAUGUCUGCUGGCGAUGUGCAUGUUUGCUUUGAACUCAAAGCAACUCAUGGUACUGUUCCUCCACCUGAUCUCGGUAGCCACAGUGUUCCUUUCGUAUUGGAGCAACGCUACUAUAGCAAAAAUGAUAUUACUUAACCGCCAAACCGACGUACUUCAAAACUCCUUUCAGAUGGAUCCAACAGUAAUAAUCAAACACCCGAUGUUGCUUAAUGAGCUUGCGAUUAACUUAUCGGUCCAAACGUUCCUGAUAUUCCUAUUCAUACACGCGCAUUUAGGCGUUAGACACUCCAUCGUGAAGAAGUUAUUACCCGUCUCGUUUUUCGUGCCCACAAUUUUAUCAAUUUUGUCGGCACCACCCUAUAUACUUCGAUAUUCGCUGCUGGCCUCGGCAUUUUUUCCCCUUGUCGCAACCAGAUUCGCCUCGUGGGAUUUUAUAAAGAAUGCGUUUCGCUCGCUACAUUCUAGCUACACUCACGCAAAGACAUUCGCUUCAAAUUACGGUUUCUCCGCUCUGGUGGAAUACCAAUGGACAAGGCUGCAGCUACCUACAGUGUUCAAAUUUUUCUGGCUAUUACGAACCCUGGAACAAGUAGUCAGAUUUUAUGUCUCAAAAUCCCACGAUGCAGACGGCGAUCAAUUCUCCCACUAUCUUCUUUUAAAACAUUUGCUGACUAGUAGUUGCGAUUCUCCCAUUGCGGUCUUGGGGUUCACGAGUUUUAUCUCCUCGAUUUCCAGUUCGCUGGGAAAGUCGAUACAAACUUUUCUCCAAUCAGAAAACAGGAGCGACUUUGGCUCGGCGUCUGCCAUAGUGUUCUACACUUUGGCUAUCCAAAACGGUUUAUCGGGUCUGGAUCCGGAAGAGAGAUUCAUAGGCGUAUGCCAGAACUUGUGCAUUUUGUUUGGCACUCUGCUUCACUUUGUCCACAACAUCCAUAACCCUAUCCUAAUCAACUUGGCGGCGUCUCAUAAUCCGUCCAAGAAGAAGCACGCGUCUAAUCUGGGGGUAAGCCUGGCGUUGGUUCUCUGUUCUCUCGGCAUUUUGUAUUUCUUAUGGACCACGCAACCAUUAUCUGCAUGGCUACUCACCAUCUCAAUCUUCUGCGUCGGGAUUUUCGAAAAAGUUUUCUUUGUGCUCAUCAAAUAUGGAUUAUAUGUGUACGAUGCCAAUAGAAACUCUUUCUGGGAACAUUUGGACGACUACAUUUUCUACGCCGAAUCUCUGAGCAGUUUAAUCGAAGUGGGUUUCCAUGUAGCUUUAUUUGUCAUCGGAGUGUAUAUAAUGAUAUACGAAAGCACGGGAGUGGUUAGAAUGGUUGUUUUGUGCAUCCAAGCGUAUUUCAACAUCUGGAACUACGCCAGAAUCGACUGGAGAAAUUACUUAAAACGCAGAGCGGCAAUGAGAAAAAUUGAGAGGUUACAAGACGCUACUUGGUUGCAACUGUAUGAUUACGACGACGUCUGCGCUAUCUGCUAUCAGCCAAUGGAAAACGCCAAAGUGACCGAGUGCAAUCACCUUUUCCACGGAAUCUGCUUGAGGAAAUGGUUGAACGUAAAAGACAGGUGUCCGCUUUGCCACGAAGUACCCGUGUCUUGAUUAAAAACUACUACCGAUUAUAUAUUA
Molecule: messenger RNA, 1923 nt
Organism: Cylas formicarius (sweet potato weevil)
Lineage: Eukaryota; Metazoa; Arthropoda; Insecta; Coleoptera; Brentidae
Product: protein TRC8 homolog
Exons: 2
Coding region: 1-1896 (631 amino acids)
Biological process (GO): ERAD pathway
Cellular component (GO): endomembrane system; endoplasmic reticulum
Molecular function (GO): ubiquitin protein ligase activity; zinc ion binding
Source: RefSeq, a predicted model, not a curated record